Molecule: messenger RNA, 1317 nt
Organism: Cyanistes caeruleus (blue tit)
Lineage: Eukaryota; Metazoa; Chordata; Aves; Passeriformes; Paridae
Source: RefSeq, a predicted model, not a curated record
AUGCAGGGACACUGUCCUGGGGGUAUCUCUGUGGGGUUUGGGNCCCCCCUGGCCCCCCAGAUCGUCAUCGCCACGCCGGGCCGGCUCAUCGACGUGCUGGAGAACCGGUACCUGGUGCUGAGCCGCUGCACCUACGUGGUGCUGGACGAGGCCGACCGCAUGAUCGACAUGGGCUUCGAGCCCGACGUGCAGAAGAUCCUGGAGCACAUGCCCGUCACCAACCAGAAACCCGACACUGACGAGGCCGAGGACCCCGAGAAGAUGUUGGCCAACUUUGAGUCUGGGAAGCACAAGUACAGACAGACUGUCAUGUUCACGGCCACCAUGCCCCCGGCAGUGGAGCGCCUGGCCCGCAGUUACCUGCGGCGCCCGGCCGUGGUGUACAUCGGCUCGGCCGGCAAACCUCACGAGAGGGUGGAACAGAAGGUUUUCCUCAUGUCCGAGUCCGAGAAGAGGAAGAAGCUCUUGGCCAUCCUGGAACAGGGCUUCGACCCGCCCAUCAUCAUCUUCGUCAACCAGAAGAAGGGCUGCGAUGUGCUGGCCAAGUCCCUGGAGAAGAUGGGGUACAACGCCUGCACCCUGCACGGUGGGAAGGGCCAGGAGCAGCGAGAGUUCGCCCUUUCCAACCUCAAGGCCGGGGCCAAGGACAUCCUGGUGGCAACGGACGUGGCCGGACGUGGCAUCGACAUCCACGACGUCUCCAUGGUGGUCAACUACGACAUGGCCAAGAACAUCGAGGAUUACAUCCACCGCAUUGGGCGGACGGGCCGAGCAGGGAAGAGCGGUGUGGCCAUCACCUUCCUCACCAAGGAGGACUCCACGGUGUUCUACGACCUCAAGCAGGCGAUCCUGGAGAGCCCCGUGUCCUCGUGCCCCCCCGAGCUCGCCAACCACCCCGAUGCCCAGCACAAGCCGGGCACCAUCCUCACCAAGAAGCGGCGGGAGGAGACCAUCUUCGCCUGAGGCCCCUCUUUGUCACCCCUCCGGGGACAACAGGACCAGCAAGGCUGCCAGGACUGCUCUGGCUGUUCUUUUCCCAGCUGCUUGUGCAACCCAAGGACUGCCCACAGGCAGAGACUGGGGCUGGGAUUAUCCCAAAAUAUCCCCCCCUGUUCUCCUGGUCCCCCCUCCCCACUUUCCCUAUGGAGCGGAGGAGCUGCUGGAGGCUGUUUGGGGGCCGGUCCCUCCCUGCUGCCAGGGCGGGGCUGUUUUUUGGGCUGUCCUGGGAACUGUCUGCACCUCAUCCUUUGGGGUUUUGGGGUUUUUUUGUAGCUGAAGCUCCAGGCUGCAGGAAUAAACCGGCAGCGGCGUUACCGG